This is a messenger RNA of Chenopodium quinoa (quinoa), 2826 nucleotides long. Its product is annotated as probable serine/threonine-protein kinase WNK10. Bases 593 to 2500 code for a protein of 635 amino acids. Gene Ontology annotation, biological process: intracellular signal transduction; protein phosphorylation. The transcript has 7 exons. Gene Ontology annotation, molecular function: ATP binding; protein serine/threonine kinase activity. Gene Ontology annotation, cellular component: cytoplasm. The record is from RefSeq and is a predicted model, not a curated record. Lineage: Eukaryota; Viridiplantae; Streptophyta; Magnoliopsida; Caryophyllales; Amaranthaceae.
AUUGUUAAAGUCUUCAAAAGUCAAAACUGUAUCAAACAAACAAGUGUUUGCUCUCCCUUCACUUCUGCAAAACCUCCGCCUUCUUCAUUUUUCUUCUUCUUCUCCUUUUUUUUUUUUUUUUUUUUUUUUUUUUUUUUUUUGUGAUCAUCCCUUCAUUUUUCCCUGAAAUGAUUGAAAGUGAAUGGGGGAGUUUGAAGGGAUGAUUAAUGAAUAUUUGAUCAAUAAUCAAUUAAUCAGUAGCGGAGUCAGGAUUUUAAAGACGGGGUGUCAAUAUUAGAGUGUAUGUACAAAAUUGUUGCGAAACUUACAAUAAAAAUCAAAUCUUUUUGAGGGUUUUUGAAAUUGUGGGCAUGAUUUGUAUUGGAAUUUGAGAGGGUAGUCCGUUUUUAUUUUUGGGCAGUUUUUAUUUCAUAUAACGAAUGCCAAUUCUCUUUCUUAAGAUCGGCAUUCAAUUUUGCUUUUUAAAAUUAGGUUAAAUGAUCAAAUUAAGCUUAUUUUGGAUUGAAAAAAAGUAUUUUUGGUGAAAAUUGAAAACGAAAAAAUUUCUGCAAAUUUUCCUUUUUUUUUUUUUUUUUUUUUUUGAAUUGCAGGGAUGUCGCCCGGAAAGGGAUCAGCUGUUCCGACCAAUGACGACGAGGCAGGUGAACCUGAGUUUGUGGAGAAAGAUCCAACCGGUCGCUAUGUUCGGUUUGGUGAAGUCUUAGGGAAAGGAGCGUUCAAGUCAGUUUAUAGGGCAUUUGACGAAGUCAAUGGAAUAGAGGUUGCUUGGAAUCGUGUGAAGAUCAGUGAUGUUCUGCGGUCUCCAGAAGGUCUGGAGAAGCUAUAUUCUGAAGUUAAUCUUCUCAAGAAAUUAAAACAUGAAAACAUCAUAAAGCUGUAUGAUUCAUGGGUGGAUGACAAGAAGAAAACGGUGAACAUGAUCACUGAACUCUUCACAUCUGGCAAUUUGAGGGAAUAUCGAAAAAAGCACAGAAAUGUAGACAUGAAGGCUGUGAAGAAUUGGGCAAGACAGAUUCUCAGAGGUUUAGCUUAUCUUCAUAGUCAUGACCCACCAGUUAUACACCGAGAUUUGAAAUGUGACAAUAUUUUUAUCAAUGGAAAUCAUGGAGAGGUUAAGAUUGGAGAUCUAGGAUUAGCAACUGUCAUGCAGCAGCCAACUGCACACAGUGUCAUUGGUGAGGCUUUAAGUUUUGUUUCGCCAUCUUUAGAUACUGAGAAGAGUUUUUUUGACUUGUUUUGUGUUUUAAUAAUAGGAACACCCGAAUUUAUGGCUCCAGAGCUCUACGAAGAAGAUUAUAACGAACUCGCUGACAUAUAUUCUUUUGGAAUGUGCAUGUUAGAGAUGGUAACUUUUGAGUAUCCUUAUAGUGAAUGCAAAAAUCCAGCUCAAAUUUUCAAGAAGGUUACCUCUGGCAUUAAGCCAGCUUCCCUUGCCAAGGUGAAAGAUCUCCGAAUGAAGGAGUUUAUUGAGAAGUGUUUGGUUCCUGUUUCAGAAAGAUUGCCGGCAAAGGAGCUACUCAAGGACUCUUUCCUUCAAGUGGAAAGCCCAAAAGAGCCCAUACACCAUCCCAUUGUGAUGCCCAGCCAACCUCCCAGAUCCACUGCUUCAACAUCAACGUCUCAUUCCAUUGAUCUCAAUGCUGAUCACUGUAAACUUAACUACUGGAGCAACUCAUCUGGUAAUAGCUGCAUCAGUCCAACCGACCAAGUUUUGGAAUUCACGAGGGCUCAUAUGGGAAAUUUGUUCCAAUUAAGAGGGAAGAAAAAUCAUGAUGACAGCUCAAUAUCCUUGACAUUGCGUAUCGUGUACCCUUCAGGGGAGGUGAAGAAAAUAGAUUUUGUCUUUUACCUGGAGUUUGAUACGGCAAUUGCAUUAGCAGCGGAAAUGGUUGCAAUGCAAGAUUUGGCUGAUUAUGACAUGGAGUUUACAGCUGAAUUUAUUGAUUACUUGAUAAAGAAAAUUACAAUGAAUUCAAAACCAUCAUCUGUUCACUCUUCUGUUGAACCGGAUAAACGAGGUGAUGAUACCAUGGUUGAAAACAUAAGAGAUACUGGCAUGGACGAUGUAUUUGCUGAGGAUUCUUCUGGCAUAUUAGGUAAAGCAUUGCAAAGCCUCGACUACUGCAUCGAUGAUUGUUAUAAACGUUUGAGUGUCAACAAACCAGAGAUGGACAUUGGAGAAUCACACAGUGAAGAACACAAAAUUUCAAGAAUUAAUAGCCAUCUCAGCGGAUGUACCCACUUGAAUGAGAUGACUAAGAACUCCGAAGGUGCAACUUCAAUGGAUCAUGGUGGGAUUUCUGGUUUAACUAGCUUAGCAAGCAGCUCCUCCUCCUCGUUAAAUGAGGAAGAAGAUGAUGAGCUAAAGGCAGACUUAGCUUCAAUCGAAACUCAGUAUCAGCACUGGUUCGAAGAACUUGCUAGAAUGAGGGAAGAGGCAUUAGAGGCUGCUAAAAAGAAGUGGAUGAUGAAGAAAAAGAUGGUUGCUCUUUCAGUGUGAAUAUUGUGAAUAUUUUUAUUUAUUUAUUUAUUUAUUUAUUUAUUUAUUCAGUUUUGUUCUUAGUGGUCAUGCUAAUUGUUAAACCUCAAUGCCAGAAUUUUUUAGUUAUGGUAACCGAUUAAUAUAGCUUUUGGAAAGCCUUUUUAAACCUUAGUUAAGGUUACUUUGCACAUAUUCAUACAUUCUUUUUGGAAUGUAGGCUUCUUCUGUAGCUUUGGUAGAAGAUUUUUAUUGGAAUGGAAAUGGAAACAGUUGAGAAGACAAUGUGUACAUAAAUAUUGAGAAUUAUUAAUGUAUAACUUGGCAUUAUGCAUUUAUUUUUGUUA